CUUCGUCCAACUGCAACAAUGAAGUCCUCUCUUGUUGCGGCGCUCUGCGUGCCUCUUCUCGUUGCGGCUCUGCCUAACCCCCAAUGCCCGAGCCCAGUGGAAGUGACCGUGACACAGACACAGACGUCUUCUCGUACAGAGACUGUCACGGCCGUCUCCACGAGCACCACGACUAUUCCGCUCCCAGGUCUUCCGUCUACAGUAACGCUCCCUCCGGCGACCGUCACGCUCACCGGAACGCGCUCUGGUGAUGCCACAACUGUGACAGUCCCCGGCUCGACGACUGUCCUUGUUCCGGGUGCUCCCAAGGUCGUCACCCAAGUCCAGACAGUCACUGUCCCUGGUCAAGUUCAGACAGUUACCAUUCCGGGUCAAGUCAAAACAGUCACAGUUCCCGGUGCGGCCGCUACUACUACCAUUACUGUGCGCCCAUCGACGUCCACUUUCAUCGUUGGUGGUGCUGCCCAGUCGACCGCUGUGACUCUUCCCGCAGGCACAACCACCUUCGUCGUACCCCCUGAGGUGCAAACUGUGACGGUUGGAGGAGGCGUGCAGACCAUCACACUCCCAGCACAAACCCGCACGAUUACGCUGGCUCCCCAAGUUGUUACUGUUACUGUCACGCCGACUGUUGUGCCCUCGGUUAGCAGUUCGUCCACUCAGACUUUUGCUGCGGCGACCUCUUCCAGCGUCAGUAUUUCUGCGGCGUCAGUGAUCCCGACUGCUGCUACUACUGGAACCUCUACUGCUUCUGCUUCCAGCACGGAAAUUUCCACGAGCACUGAGUCUUCCACGAGCACUGGAGCUUCCACGAGCACUGGAGCUUCCACGAGCACUGGAGCUUCCACGAGCACUGGAUCUUCCAGCGUCUCUAGUGAGACUUCCAACACUUCUACUGCUUCCGAUGCAGCAACUAUCUCCACCGAAGCUUCUACUUCUGCCACUGAGACUACUGCUACGGAGACUUCUGCUAGCACCGACGUCUCAAGCACCACUACUGAGACUUCGACCACGGAAACUUCGACGUCUACUGAGGUUUCUAGCACCGAGAGCACCGCUACCGCUACCGAAACUUCCACCGCCGAGACUUCCGCUAGCGAGACUACGACUACUGAGGCUACCACUACUGAGGCUACCACUACUGAGGCUACCACUACUGAGGCUACCACUACUGAGGCUACCACUACUGAGGCUACCACUACUGAGGCUACGACCUCAGAGACUACCACUACAGAAGCUACUACCACAGAGCCUACCACCACAGAGCCUACCACCACAGAGCCUACCACCACAGAGCCUACCACCACAGAGCCUACCACCACGUCUGUCCCUGAGGUCACCACGACGGCGGACCCCGUGUCCAGUGCCGUAGAAAUCAUCACAUCCAAGGCACUCCAGCCCUUCUGCUCCACUCUCCUCGGCUACACCGCCGCCACAGCCACAAUAACCGGUGUCGCCACCGUUCCCGUUGUAGUCACGACGACCCCCUCCGGCUACACAACCCAGACCGUCACACAGACAGUCACGACGACGACGGAGCUUACCAGCAUGAUCUUCGCCCCUACCAACUUCAAGCGCACGUCUCUAUACUUCCUCCCUACACUUGGGCUCCCCACAUUUGUGCUCCCUACACUGGCGCUCCCUUCAAUUGGGCUCCCUUCACUUGCGCUCCCUUCACUUGGGCUUCCUACACUUCCGCUCCCCACAUUUGAGCCCUCGGUCGCGCUCCCGACGGCCCUGCCCCAAGCAGACACAAUCACGUCCAUCCCCACACUCACGCCCAUAGACGUAGUCACAGCCUCGGCGCCCGCGCUCCCUGCUGGCACGCCCGCCGACCUGGCCACCUUCGCCGAUGAUGUCAUCACCUCGGCGUGCCAGCUGGAGGCCUCGCCCGCCACGAGCACGGCCUACGUCACUGUGACCUCCUUCACGACCGAGCCUACCACAGUCACCAAUUUCGCGGGGUUGAGGACGGUCACUCAGACCAACACCGUGACUGUCACGGCGACGAGGGUGGUGGAGAUCAAUGAGGCUGUUACUACUGAAUGAGCGUGGGAUGUUGUUGUAGAGGGCGGGGUGUAAUGUAAUGGAUAUAGAUAUGUAGACCCUCUGGAGAGAAUCUCCAACUUAAUCGAUCA
This is a messenger RNA of Aplosporella prunicola CBS 121167, 2138 nucleotides long. RefSeq lists its product as uncharacterized. Lineage: Eukaryota; Fungi; Ascomycota; Dothideomycetes; Botryosphaeriales; Aplosporellaceae. The record is from RefSeq and is a predicted model, not a curated record. The annotation marks the transcript as partial. The transcript is spliced from 4 exons.